AUGCGCACCAAGGACUACAAUGACAUUUUGGCUAACGUGCAGUUGACCUCUGAUAGUUUAGUUCCGUUCGUUGAUGGCGACUUUAUCGUAGAACUUCCCCUUUAUCACAUAACCGGAGGCGAUAUCUCGAAUACCGGUAGAACAGCUCUGGCUCAAUUCGCGAGCAUCGAUUUACUAAGCGGUGUAACAAGCAGCGAUGCCGCCUUGUUCAUCACGGAAAGAUUUGAGCCACUGUUAAAAACCAUGGGUUUGGACAUUGCCAAUGGAGUGCCUCGUGAUUUCUUUAUCAGAACGUUCCUGUCCGGAAGUCCGCAGGAGGCGUUAGGACAGCCCGCGACUUCCGGUGUCUCUCAGGCUUUCAUACACGAGUAUACGAACUGGAAGGCCCCCGAUGACGCUGUUGGGGUCAGAGGUCAAAUGAUUGACUUUUCGACGGAUUUCUCGUUCCUUUUGCCCGCCGUAACUAUAGCGAGAAUUCAUAGUAAUCUGACGAUAGGGACGCCGAGGCGCACGUUUCUCUAUGAAGUCGACCACAAGGCGUCUUUCGACCCACUUCCUCUCUGGCUUCGGGGAGCGAAGCACGGCGCGGAGGUGCCGUUCGUGUUUGGCUUCGUUGACGAACUUAAGGUGUUUGCUGGCAUUCCUCCCAGUGUUUCGAAUCUCUUUAAAAUACCGGACCAAGAAAACUACCUCGCACUAGUUAUGCUUACAAUGUGGACCAACUUUGCUAAAACUGGAAACCCCAACUCAGCCUCUCUAACGAACGACAACGUUCCCACGUGGACUGAGUUUGAUCCGGUCAACGGCUCGUACUUCCGCUUCAUUUCCAAUAUAACGUCAUCGGAGGUUACAAGUCACCAUCUCUCGGCGUCUCGAGUGGCCUUCUGGACUGAACUGGUUCCCGCGUUAUUAAGCGUCAGUAACUGUACGCAGCAGCACCAAAGACCUAUUUCCGCCUCUCUCAGGGAAAAUAUCAGUGUGGUUUCCGUUAUGAUGAUGCUGACUGCGUGGGCGUUUUUUCGUGUUUAA
This is a messenger RNA of Dreissena polymorpha, 1029 nucleotides long. Its product is annotated as acetylcholinesterase-like. Gene Ontology annotation, cellular component: synapse; cell surface. The record is from RefSeq and is a predicted model, not a curated record. Gene Ontology annotation, biological process: synaptic vesicle endocytosis; presynaptic membrane assembly; chemical synaptic transmission. The transcript has 2 exons. Bases 1 to 1029 code for a protein of 342 amino acids. Gene Ontology annotation, molecular function: signaling receptor activity; neurexin family protein binding. Lineage: Eukaryota; Metazoa; Mollusca; Bivalvia; Myida; Dreissenidae.